UUAAGACUGCAUCUCCAACCGACUUCUCCAGUCCAGCACACUACGUGACAAUACAACGCACUCAGCAAAGGGACUUCGUGUUUGUCAAGGCAGGUCCUCAGAAUGGCCACAUCCAAGUUAAUGAGAGCUAUUAGGGUGUCUGAGUUUGGAGGACCAUCAGUUUUAAAACUAUGCUCAGAUGUGCCUGUGCCAAGCCCGGGCCAGAGACAGGUAUUAAUUCGAGUGUUUGCAUGUGGGGUGAACCCAGUGGAAACCUACAUCCGCAGUGGGACUUAUGCACGAAAGCCAGACUUGCCCUAUACUCCUGGUUCAGAUGUUUCUGGGAUUGUAGAGGCUGUGGGAGAUGGAACUCACUUACUUCAGCCCGGCGACCGUGUGUUUACCACAGGGACUGUUACAGGGGGUUAUGCUGAGUAUGCUGUUGCCUCUGAGGACUCUGUUCACCGCCUUCCUGAUUCUUUGGAUUAUAAACAGGGCGCUGCCAUAGGAAUUCCCUAUUUUACUGCCUACAGGGCCCUGUUUCACAAAGCUCAUGCAAAACCUGGAGAGACAGUCCUCGUUCAUGGAGCCAGUGGCGGAGUGGGCGUGGCAGCGUGCCAGAUGGCUCGAUCGUUUGGGCUAAGGGUUCUGGGAACAGCCGGCACACCUGAGGGGAUGAACCUUGUGUUGAACAAUGGGGCUCAUCAGGCUUUCAACCACAGAGACAAAGACUACACCCAGAGAAUUAUGGAAGCCACAAACGGGCAAGGCAUCAACAUAAUCAUAGAGAUGCUAUCCAAUGUUAACCUCAGCAAUGACUUGCAGAUGUUGGCCUAUGGAGGUCGUGUGAUAAUUGUUGGUAGCCGAGGUCCAAUCGAAAUCAAUCCAAGAGACACCAUGAUCAAAGAAUCCAGUAUUAUUGGGGUUGCUCUGUUCUACGCAACAAAAGAAGAGACUGCUGAGUGCGCUGCAGCCCUGUUUGCUGGGAUGGAUGCUGGUUGGCUGAGACCUGUGGUUGGUCCACAGUACCCUCUCGACAAAGCCUCCCAGGCCCAUGAGGACAUCAUCAACAGCCCUGGAGCUGCUGGCAAAAUGGUCCUGACCAUGUGAAAUCAACCAGAACAACCAGAACUCCACUGCUUGAUUAUGUAUCUGCACCUUAUAAUGACACCACAUGGUGAAUUACUGCACAUGGUAAACUGCGGUAUUUUAAGUGCUCAUAGGACAACGUUACAACAUUAUAGUUCCAUUUUCAUCAACACCAAAUGCGUUUAAAACAAUAACUGCUUAUAUAGUUUUAACUGUAUUUGUACUAACCCAGCUUUAAAGUAUUGGUUUUUGUUACUUGAUUGUUGGAACUGGGGAGAGUAUACCAAUUUAAUUUAACUGGUUUCUACACAGUAGAUUGCCUUUUCUGCACUAAUUUACCCCUCUCCUAUUAAAGUCAAAACCGUUUUCAGCAGAAUGCAUUGUUUGUCUGUCAUAUCUAUAUUUGCAGCUUAGGCAACAUUAAGGGAACAUGAGAUAUUUUCUUUUAUCAGUCAAAAUCAUGAAAUCAAAGAAAGGAAUUUUCAUUCAGUUCUUAAAAUUUGUUGAGCAAAUAUGUUGAGCUAAUUUACUCAUGUUUUUCAUAUUUGCUGUUUUACCUCCAUUGAAGAUUUCCAUUAAAUCUCCAAUCAAAUCAAAUCACUUAAACAAUCUUUUCUUAUUUCUGGAUUUGAUCAAACUGCUGAGAAUGUUACUUACAAAAACGCAGUCAUCACAUUUUUCACUUAAUGAUGUGGUUAUCUGUGAUAUGCUGCAACUAUGAAGGGGUUUGCAAAAUAUGCUGGAAAUAAAGUAUACAUUUGCAGUUCAAAUGAAAGUGUCAUUUUCAAAUUAAAGUGUAAUUAGAAAAUAAGAAGAAUGCUUAGUCAUACAGGGUCAUCUAUUUUAUACCAGAUUUAUUGGUUCACAACUGAUCUAUAACAAUAAACUCAGAUUUUCAA
Chanos chanos (milkfish) is the source of this 1967-nucleotide messenger RNA. It is a transcript of the gene cryz, whose product is annotated as crystallin, zeta (quinone reductase). Gene Ontology annotation, cellular component: cytosol. The transcript is spliced from 9 exons. Gene Ontology annotation, molecular function: quinone reductase (NADPH) activity; NADPH binding; mRNA 3'-UTR binding. The record is from RefSeq and is a predicted model, not a curated record. Bases 103 to 1089 code for a protein of 328 amino acids. Lineage: Eukaryota; Metazoa; Chordata; Actinopteri; Gonorynchiformes; Chanidae.